GGAGCUGCCUAGCUCGGCUGGAGCCCCGCCCGAUUUCCUUCGACCGCCGCCUAGCCCCGGCGCGUAGUUAUGAAGGCGGAUGCCUCCGCCCCCCUGACCUCUCAUUGGUGCGGCUCGGAUUCGGGGCAGCCAUUGGCUGGACGGACGCACACCCUUCCCCCACCCCUAGAUGGGGGCGGUAGUGCAGACUCCGGAGGGGCUGCCGGACGACGCAGCGUGCGCGCAGGUUGCGGGGUUUGGGGUGACCCCAGAGGGGCCGACACUCACGCCUGGUGCGGAGUACUGGGAGAAAUCUGGAAACGGCAACCAGGUCUGGCCCCGGGAUAGAGACUCAGACCUGGUCCUGCGUUGCGGCCCUGGAGUGGUUGUACUGGCUAGGGAGACCGGGGACAAACGGUGGUGGGCCGGGAGCCUGUGGGUGGAGCCAAGAUCUGGGGUCCUGGGAGACCGAGACCCAGCCUAGAAUGGAGCAUUCAUAAGGCUCUGUGCUGGUGUCUGAUUUGAGGGCCUCAGACCGGUCCCUACAGGUUUUAAGGGUGGGGCAGAUUCACGGGUAUUAAAGGAGUGGCCCAGAGCAGCGGGCAGAGGUAGAUCCUCAGGGAGAAUAUUCAUGGGGGCGUGUCCCAGGCUGCUGCGAGCCUGAGAAAGGUGACAAACUAGUCAGGCAACUGGGUUGAACUGCCCAAAGGUGAGCAGUUAGGAGGUUGGAACCUUCUACGGAGCCAGACCGAGAAGGGGCUCAGUCUUGGCUCACCUUCUUCCUGGAGGAAACUCGGCCAGACACCCAGAGGCUGGUCCAGGAGCGGAUCACAAGCCAAGAGCCUAGGAGUGCUUGGAACUGAACCAGGGUCAUGGCCCCACCACCACCACUGCCAGUGGCUGCCAGCACUCCAAUCCUGCAUGGCGAGUUUGGUUCCUACCCGGCCCAUGGCCCACGGUUUGCCCUCACCCUCACAACACAAGCCCUACACAUACAGCGACUACGCCCAAAGCCAGAAGCCCGGCCCAGAGAUGGUCUAGUCUCUCUGGACGAGGUCUCGGGCUGUGGCACGCUGCAGAGCCGUAGCCCCGAGGACACUGCAGCCUACUUCUGCAUCUACACCUACCCACGUGGCCGUCGAGGGGGCCGGCGAAGAGCUACUCGGACCUUUCGGGCCGAUGGGGCCACCACUUAUGAGGAGAAUCGUGCAGAGGCCCAGCGCUGGGCCACUGCCCUCAUGUGUCUCCUCCGAGGAGUGCCUCUGUCAGGGGACCAGGAAAUCACCCCUGAAUUGCUGCCCCGGAAGCCCAGGCUGCUCAUAUUGGUCAAUCCUUUUGGGGGGCGGGGCCUGGCCUGGCAGCGCUGUAUGGACCACGUGGUGCCCAUGAUCUCUGAAGCUGGGCUGUCCUUCAACCUCAUACAGACAGAACGACAGAACCAUGCCCGUGAGCUGGUGCAGGGGUUAAGCCUGAGUGAGUGGGAAGGCAUUGUCACUGUGUCUGGAGACGGGCUGCUUUACGAGGUGCUGAAUGGGCUCCUUGAUCGGCCAGACUGGGAAGACGCCGUGCGGAUGCCCAUUGGUGUCCUCCCCUGUGGCUCGGGCAAUGCACUAGCUGGGGCGGUGAACCAUCAUGGCGGGUUUGAGCAGGUUGUCGGUGUUGACCUGUUGCUCAACUGCUCGCUUCUUCUCUGCCGUGGUGGCAGCCAUCCUCUGGACCUGCUCUCUGUGACGCUAGCCUCAGGAUCCCGCUGUUUUUCCUUUCUGUCAGUGGCCUGGGGAUUCUUGUCAGAUGUGGACAUUCAUAGUGAGCGCUUCAGGGCCCUGGGCAGCGCUCGAUUCACACUGGGUGCAGUGCUAGGCCUGGCCUCGUUGCAUACCUACCGUGGACGCCUCUCCUAUCUCCCCGCUACCACAGAACCAGCCUUGCCCAUCCCAGGCCACAGUCUGCCUAGAGCCAAGUCAGAACUAGUCUUGGCUCCAGCCCCAGCCCCAACCGCCACCCACUCGCCUCUACAUCGAUCUGUGUCUGACCUGCCCCUGCCCCUUCCCCAGCCUGCCUUGGUCUCCCCUGGCUCCCCUGAGCCCCUGCCUGACCUGUCCCUCAAUGGUGGUGGUCCAGAGCUGACUGGAGACUGGGGAGGAGCUGGGGAUGCACCUCUGUCCCCAGACCCACUGCUGCCUUCAUCCCCCAACGCUCUCAAAACAGCUCAGCUUUCACCCAUCGCUGAAGGGCCCCCAGAAAUGCCAGCUUCCUCGGGGUUCCUGCCUCCCACCCACAGUGCUCCAGAAGCCUCUACCUGGGGCCCGACGGACCACCUCCUCCCUCCCCUGGGCUCUCCACUGCCCCAAGACUGGGUGACCAUAGAGGGGGAGUUUGUACUCAUGUUGGGCAUCUUGCCGAGCCACCUCUGCGCAGACCUGAUGGCGGCCCCACAUGCACGCUUUGAUGAUGGCGUGGUGCACCUGUGUUGGGUGCGGAGCGGCAUCUCACGGGCUGCGCUUCUACGCAUUUUACUGGCCAUGGAGCAUGGAAACCACUUCAGCCUGGGCUGUCCACAUCUGGGCUAUGCUGCAGCACGUGCCUUCCGCCUUGAACCACUCACGCCUCGUGGCCUGCUUACUGUAGAUGGGGAGUUAGUAGAGUAUGGGCCAAUACAGGCGCAGGUGCACCCAGGUCUCGCCACGCUGCUCACUGGGCCUGCAGGUCAAAAGCCGCAGGCCUGAAUGAGCCUAAAAGCAUCCCGAGUUGGUGGAACCAGCGCCCCAUAGGCUAAGAUAUAUCUUUUAUAGGUAGAAGUAGGGCCCGCACUCAGAACUGUGAGGAGGGUGGAGAGUGGUCCUGACCCUCAGUUCCCAGAGGACCUAGAGGCUUGAGGGUGGGGCCUGCCUUUCUUGAUGUCCAAUGAUGGGGCCUGGAAUGUAUGAGCUAGCAAGGCUUCUUCAGCUUAAUGUCCAGCCAGGGUUUCUUCUUGCCUACUCCGGUGCCUCUAUUUGACUGGCCAAUCAGCCCUUGAGGGGCAGGUUCCCCCAGGUGGUCCCCAGAUUUGCACUAAUGUUCCUCCCCUGGCCAGUUAGGGAUGGGAUGUUCUGUGUCUUGUGUGUCCCUCUCCCUAGUCUAAAAAGCAAUUGAAAAGGUCUAUGCAAUAAAGGUGUUGCUUUCCUCUAGGCCUUCACCCCUUCCACCUGA
Messenger RNA from Mus caroli (Ryukyu mouse), 3168 nucleotides. RefSeq names its product sphingosine kinase 2 (gene Sphk2). Lineage: Eukaryota; Metazoa; Chordata; Mammalia; Rodentia; Muridae. Gene Ontology annotation, cellular component: membrane; intracellular membrane-bounded organelle; cytoplasm. Gene Ontology annotation, biological process: sphinganine-1-phosphate biosynthetic process; phosphorylation; positive regulation of apoptotic process. The record is from RefSeq and is a predicted model, not a curated record.